GGGAGACGUAUUAAUGUAGCGUUUAUAUACAUAUAUUUACCUAAAACAUAUAUGUAUGUGUAACUAACGAGCAGCCCCUAUGUACGCGUGUACAUAAUGGUAUAUAUUGCCAUGUAGCGGAUGUAGUAUCGGCAGAUACAUACAGUCUCUAGUAGUACAUUGACAGCUAAGUUAAAAUCAAGUGCCGGUGCCGGGUACGAGAGUAUCUCAGAUUGAAGCGGAGGUUUAAGCGAGUACUCUACGUGCACAUCACACUCAAUUUCAGGUUCAUGACGGUCUGCAUGUCUGUUGGCAUCGAAUUCUUUCAUUAUCACUGUGUACUUUCUUGAUGCCGUUUACCCGCACACUUUAGAGUAGCAGGCGAAACGGCAAGUUUUUGUUCCUGGGAGUAUAUAACAAGGCAAUACUCCAUUGCACGCAAAGGAGUGCGUGGGGCAUAGUGCAACCAAAUCAGAACUGGGACAUCAGAUCUUGCAUGGUACAGUGGUAGACAGCUAUAAUGUGAGUAACCAUGACUGAUACAAUAGACUCGCGUGUGGUGUCCACGGACACACUACCAAACUCUACGAUAGCACAGCAGUCGUGCGUUACAUUCACAUGUGAUACCAAAGUGUUCCCGGUGAGCGAUGAGAGCGCCACUGUGUACUAUGAUGAGGGCAUGCAGCAAGUGUUGGUGGUACGCUGGAAAGCCACCUAUGCGAUGGUAUACAUGAUGUCGUUUACGCGCCAGUGGGAGGAGCUUGUUUUCCGACUACCGAAUACACAAAUCAUUAAUUCAAUCAAGUUGUCCAAAGACCUGCGUGUAGCGGCUGUGCACCGUUCCAUGUGUGUCGUUGACUUCUUCGAUCCAGAUGAUGAUACGGGGCCCAUACACGCAAUCGCCGGUAGGUACGCGAACUCAAAGAUACUGCGUUUCUAUUGGCUGCACACCAGAGACUUUGUGCUCAUCACCGAGAAUACGGUGGAGCUUCAUCAGUUGUCAGCGGACGGCCGGAGCUCCAAAAUGGUCAAGUACUAUGGUCUCACACUGGAUUGGUCGGUCUUCUCGCACUCGGCGCAGUUCUUGGUGGUGUGCAGUGCAUCGCAUCCCUCGCUGCACACGUACAGCUUUCAGACCGAAGGGAGUGUCACACGCCACUCUCGGGUGGACUGCCUGAACAGUUACCAGACCUCCGGUAGCAUUCACGAGCACUUGAGCGAGAGGGAUAUAAGUAUCUUCCAAGUAUACGACCAGCUUUACGUCACACGAGUCCGCAACCAGGUGCAACGGGGAAAUCAGCACGGCAUGGAGGUAGACAUGUUCCGCGUUACCAAGGAGGCCGCGCUCAAGGAGUACGUGCUCUACUGGAACCUGGCCCCUCAGGCGAAUACGACUAGAAUCUUCGCACUCACUUCAGACGAUAAUCACAUCAUCGUGCACCACCAAGCCUCCAAAACAUGUGCGGUGUUUGAUAUUCUGCAUUCGGAAACGGAUCUGAACACCAAAACCAUAGCUGGUAGUGUUUUAAGCGGCAGCAAAUCCUCUCUUACCAUCUCGAGGAGUCCAUCGGCACUACACAGCCGAGGGCCCUCAAACGUGGGCUCCACACCACGUAUUCGCAGUACGAGCAGCUCGCGCAGCUUAGUCAUAAACACAGUCAAGUUUGUGUAUCCCCUGGUGAAGGGCCAGCCACCGCAUGCAGCUAUGGGACAGACACUCCCAGACAAAGUGUACUCGGGUGGGUGGGCACUAUUCCAGCCCAACAUAGGCUUAGACGCUCAGCAAGGGCGACUGUGGCGCAUAUCUGUGUGUGUGGAAGGAGUGUGUGCAAGCAUUGCUGAGGCCGCCGAGAGAGUAGACUACCUUCUGCGACGGAGCAACUCUAAAUGCUUGCUCAUCAAUUGUGCCAGAGACUGUUUUGCCGCUGAAACAGUCGACCAGCAAAUGGCCAAUAACAUCAAAUCGCCAUCAUACCCAAUACGCGGGCCAAUUACCACACCUGCCACUUCGAACCAUGAGAGAAAAAAGUCUCGCUCGCCAUCUAGGCCCAGGCCGGCAGUACAGGUGAACGUGAAUUCCUCAGCAACCACCACCAUAUCCCCAAACAAGCCUGUAACGAUCGCGUCAUCAACACGCCGUGAGCUUCUUAUGGAACUGCUUGUGUCUUCACUAGCUAAAUGGCAAACGCAGGAAGCUGCACAUCAACGACAAGACCAACAACAGUUGAACCAAGUGUUCUCGAGACUCAACCUGGUCACGUACUCUAAACCGGCGCCAGGUGGAUACUCUGCGCUUCCCUGGCAAUCGGUGACCAAUGUAUCGCGCAACAGGCGGUCCGCUAUUCAUGCCAGUAGUCCUGUUAUAUCGCCCAGCGGCACGAGUCCAACCCGGGUCGCCGCUGGCCGCAGCCCAUCCCGCAGUCGACCGCGCACCACAAGCGACGAACUGAACAUGAUGCGGAACGACUCAGCCGCAGAUGCUCAGACAUCAGAGACAGCCACCACUACGGAGUGUAUGUAUACAGAGGACAGUCACGGUACAAAUACGGCUGAAAUGCUCCUCACACGCCUGCGAUGUGCUAUUAAAACGGAGAGCAGUAAGGUGGGGGCUUCAGCACGUGCUCGUGCUCGUGCGGAUGAGCACACAGCAGAAGGUAACAACAACGCACUACCAGAGGGCAUGUCACAGGAGAGACGUACGUGCGAUGUGUGCUGCCAGCGACUGGGAUUGGCUCGGGAUACAGCUGGUGACAACACAGACGAACAAUCGAAAGACGAUGGUAAUAAACACAACCAGUCAUCUGCUAGUGGGUAUGAGAGACCCUGUAUCUGCACGAGCCAGGCACGUGCACAACGCCAUAUACCUGCGACGGCGCAUGUUGGCGGGUGCGGUCUGGAGUGCGAUAAAUCAUUGAGCUUGGAGCACAGCAUAGCACAACAGGUGCGUGCUGAGCGACGCGUGAUUCCGGUCAUGCUACAAAUGGAUAUGCUGGACUAUAUCUUCCGACCGCUCGUUUGCAAAAUCACGACGAAGAAUAGGAGACACAGCGGCAAACGCAUGAUUCACAUGCUCUUCCAGUUCAGGCGAGCGCUCGUCGGCCAUGGUAUAGCACCACUCCCGGAACUCGAUGCAGAGAUUUCUAGCCUGCUUAUACGCCUGUGUCAGGUGCAACGACUGACAACUGUAUUACGGUCUAAAAUAAUUAGACCGUCACGCUUGGUACUCUGGACGAUUUUAACUACACCAAUCAGCAAGCAUUGGGUCCCUAGCAAUGCCCAAACGUUGUGCCAUGGCUGUACGACACUGAAUGGGUCUGAUUUAGACCUGCAAAGCAGUGCUUCGCCAGCCCGUGUCAAUGAGCUGUACUGCAAUCAAAAUGUCGAGUAUUGCACGUGCAUACUGCACAGAGACCUUCACCAGCCAUGCAAUGAACGCUACAGUUUUGCGACUGCGGAGAUGAUGCUGUACCUGAAGGAUUCUCCGCAAGUCUUGCAACAACUCCUCAUGAACCAGACCGGUCUUCGGGACAACUCCACUUUAAUAUUAAGGACGGCUAGCUGCGGUUCGAAUCCGCUGAUGCUCUAUAAUAUCGUGGAGUAUUAUGAGCGGGUCCGCAAUAGAAUACGAGCGGACAAUGAGAAGCUCCGUGAGGAUGCAGAUGGGUCUACAGUUCAUUUAGAUAACGAUCCUGCUGGAUGUUUACGUGACUUUGAGCAAUAUAGAGCACUCGCAAGAGAACGGUGUGCAUGUUUAGGAGACCAAUAAAAUCAUGUGUUACAAAGCC
Messenger RNA from Sphaeroforma arctica JP610, 3764 nucleotides. RefSeq lists its product as hypothetical. Gene Ontology annotation, biological process: regulation of autophagy. The record is from RefSeq and is a predicted model, not a curated record. The transcript has 15 exons. NCBI's taxonomy places the organism in Eukaryota, Ichthyosporea, Ichthyophonida. Gene Ontology annotation, cellular component: lysosomal membrane; Mon1-Ccz1 complex; late endosome membrane. The coding region runs from base 512 to 3745 and encodes 1077 amino acids.